CAGGCGGGCUAGCGCUGAAUUGCGCCAUCGUCCCUGGGGUCGACAGCCCCACAUUGUCGGCUUCUCGAAGCUUGAGGCCUUUCAAUGUUGUAAUCCGUUUCGAGGAGCCGCAUCCGAUGGCCAUUGUCCUUGAAUUUCUAAAACGAAGUUCUCAGUCGAGCUUCGAUUUCAUAUUGUCAUCUUCAUAGCAAAUUGAAUUCUACUAAGGAGCAAUUCCACAGGCCCCUUCAGGCAGUGCGCAAGAUUUCGUCCACCAUGUUCCGACACGGCGCUCGAAGCUUUGCGACUAGCGCUCGCUACUGGGCGGCGGCGGCCGAACCAACCCAGCAUCUCGUUGGCGUGUCCAAGGCGCAAGGGAUAGCCAAAGGCUUGACAGGAGCCAUCGGUAACACCCCGCUGAUCCGCCUCAAUCGGCUUUCUCGCGAGACCGGCUGCGAAGUGCUUGGCAAGGCCGAGUUCAUGAAUCCCGGCGGCUCAGUCAAGGACCGGGCCGCGCUGUACGUUGUCAAGGAUGCCGAGGAGCGUGGCCUGCUGCGACCGGGGGGUACCGUGGUCGAGGGCACGGCGGGCAACACGGGUAUCGGGCUAGCGCACGUCUGCCGCAGCCGAGGCUACAAGCUGGUCAUCUACAUGCCCGACACGCAGUCGCAGGGCAAGAUUGACCUGCUGCGGCUGCUCGGCGCUGAGGUGUACCCCGUGCCCGCCGUCGCCUUCGACAACCCGCAGAAUUAUAACCACCAGGCUAAGCGGCACGCCGAGCGCCUGGACAACGCCGUGUGGACGAACCAGUUUGACAACGUGGCGAACCGGCGGGCUCACAUAGAGACGACGGGACCCGAAAUCUGGCAUCAGACGGCCGGUAAGGUGGACGCCUUCACAUGCGCCACCGGCACCGCAGGCACCCUGGCAGGGAUUACCCGCUAUUUGAAGGACGUCUCGGGCGGCAGGGUCAAGAGCUUCCUAGCCGAUCCUCCCGGGAGUGUGCUGCACUCGUACAUCAGCUCCGGCGGUAAACUCAUUGAGCGCACGGGGUCGAGCAUCACUGAGGGCAUUGGCCAGGGGCGUAUAACCGAGAAUCUCAAGCCCGACGUGGAGCUGUUAGAUGGGUCGUUGCAAAUUAGCGACGAAAAGAGCAUCGAAAUGGUGUACAGAUGUCUGGACGAGGAGGGUCUUUACCUUGGGGCGAGCUCCGCCCUGAACGUGGUCGCUGCCAAGGAGGUGGCAGAGAAGCUGGGCAAAGGCCACACUGUUGUGACGAUCCUCGCCGACGGGGCGUACCGAUAUGCUGACAGGUUAUUCUCAAGGAAAUGGCUCGAGUCGAAGAAGCUGCUGUCGGCCAUCCCUGAGCACCUGCAAAAGUACAUCGUCCUGCCAUAGCCAGCCAGCAUUGCCAAUAUUCUUACAGAUAGAUAUCUAUAUGUAUAAUGUACAUCAACUGCAACAUUCAAUACCCUGCAGGACCUGGCUACGCCUCCUCCUCCUCCUCCUCCU
Canariomyces notabilis is the source of this 1491-nucleotide messenger RNA. RefSeq names its product cysteine synthase (O-acetylserine (thiol)-lyase-like protein). Gene Ontology annotation, cellular component: cytoplasm. The transcript is spliced from 2 exons. Lineage: Eukaryota; Fungi; Ascomycota; Sordariomycetes; Sordariales; Chaetomiaceae. The record is from RefSeq and is a predicted model, not a curated record. The coding region runs from base 256 to 1377 and encodes 373 amino acids.